AUGUCGGCCGAACAUCACGGGGUUUUAAGUGAUAUUCACAGUAAAAAAGAGGGAUAUAAAAGUUUUGAUGGAAUAUUUUCAGGAGACAGCAGUUCAGUGCGCGGCUUUUUUGAAGGAAUUUUAAAUUGGUUCCUCUGCCGCCGGGGAAGUGAUUCCGAUGAUUCGUUCGGAGAGGAAAAAGACGAGGAGUCCCGAGUACGAACCUUGGGGACCCUGGAGGGGAUUGUGGCACCAGUGGCUCUGAACAUGUUCAGUGUAUUGCUCUUUCUCAGGAUAGGUUUUGUGGUUGGCCAGGCAGGCAUUCUAGAGUCGGUGUUACAGCUUAUAUUAGCCUACUUUAUCUUAGUGAUGACAGUGUUGUCAAUCAGUGCUAUAUCAACCAAUGGAGCAGUAGAAGGGGGCGGAGCCUACUAUAUGAUAAGCCGUGCUUUAGGACCUGAGUUUGGAGGAAGCCUUGGUUUUAUAUUCUUUGUGGCCAAUCUUUUAUCCGUGAGUCUGUCUGUGUUUGGUUUAGUGGAAGCCAUGAUCGAGAAUUUUGGACCAGGCGGAACAUCAAUAGACCAUCCAUUUUUACAAGGUGACCAUGACUUCUGGUACAAGUAUCUGUACUGUUCAAUAGUCCUCCUGGUUUGUCUGGGAAUCUGUAUAGUCGGAGCUGACAUGUUCGCCAAAACAUCCCUGUUUAUAUUUUUGGUUGUUGUAAUAUGCCUCCUUUCUGUAUUUGUGAGUGUGUUUGCCGAAAGCUCAACAAAACCGAUAGAAUAUGCACAACAGGCGGAGCACAAUCAUGGGAAAAUAAAUAGUUCUCAGCACUGUCACGUAGUUAAUGCCAGCGGCUUUGUACAAGACUCAGCAAACUACACUGGACUAAGAACCGCUACUUUCCGUCAGAACCUAUUUUCACAUUAUGAGCGGGAUUACAGUUCAAUGAACAUAAUGACCUUCACCUCUGUAUUCUCUAUUCUGUUUUGCUGCGUGACUGGAAUUCUCACCGGAGCAAAUAUGUCAGGAGAAUUAAAAAACCCUAGUAAGGCAAUACCUCAGGGUACACUUGGGGCUCUGAUGUUGACAUUCACAACAUUCCUCAUCGAAAUAAUUCUGGUUGGAGGGUCGUGUGAUAGAUGCCUUUUGCUGAACAACUAUGUUUUUCUGCAAGAAAUCAACCUCUGGAAACCGUUUGUUCUGAUUGGAAUAUUUACAGUCACGUUGUCGGCUGCUCUGGGAAACCUCAUUGGGGCAUCAAGAAUUCUCCAGGCCCUGGCUAAUGACCGUCUCUUCUGGUGUGUUUUGAAUCCUGCAACCAUCACCACAAAGUCAGGGAAUCCUUACGUUGCAGUUCUUAUAUCAUGGUUUAUUAUACAAUUGAUCCUGCUAGUCGGGUCACUGAAUGCGAUCGCUCCCAUUACUUCAGUGUUCUUUUUGUUGUCCUAUGCUUCAGUGAAUUUGGCAUGUCUGGCCUUGGAACUAGCUGCAACACCCAACUUUAGACCCAGCUUUAAAUUCUUUUCGUGGCACACUUGUGGUCUGAUUGGCUCUAUAGUAAUGUGAUUUCUGGUAAGUUUCGUGUACACCCCAGCACGCCAUUGUUUGAUGCUUCUACUGAUUAUCAUAUUACUUCGGUCACUUCCUGCACAUAUAUCAGGUAAGGUUUUAAGAAUCAUUAUUUCUUUUGUGAGAAAGUAUUUACUGAUGCUGGAUUCACGGAAGGACCAUGUAAAGUAUUGGCGUCUGCAGAUCUUACUUAUGGUGUCUAAUCCAAGACAGUGUUCAGAACUCAUCCACUUUAUCAAUGACAUCAAGAAAGGUGGACUGUUUGUGAUUGGCCAUGUCAAACUAGGAUUUUUAGAUUCGUUUGCUGAGGAUCCGAUUCUGGUAGAAAACCCAAAAUGGAUGGGUCUGAUUGACCACCUUAAAGUGAAAGCAUUUGUGGAGGUGACCCUAGCUAAUACUGUGUCAGAUGGUUUACAACACUUAUUAAGGUUGUCUGGAAUGGGAGGAAUGAAACCUAAUACUGUUUGUUUGGGGUUUUUUGAUGAUGCUAAACCAAAGGACAUGCUAAGUAUGAACAGUACAGGAAGGAAGCAAAGCUUUUUCAAACGCUUGGAAGAUAAAAAAGAUAACAUUGAAAAUUUGUUCGUGAAUAUCAGGAAUGAGGUUGAUUCAAAACAUAUUACUUCUUCAGAAUAUGUCAAACUUAUUUCUGAUUCACUGAAAAUGCAGAAGAAUGUAUGCUUAUGUAGGCAUUUUGAUCAAUUUAGUAAGCAAUCUAUUGUACAAUCAAAAAAGCAACUUUUCAUUGAUGUCUGGCCAUUGAAUAUCUUAAGACCUGACACUGUUCACUUUUUUGACAACGCCAGCCUUUUCAUGCUACAACUGGCCUGUAUUUUAACCAUGGUACCCGACUGGAAAUCCAAAACAAGUCUCCGAGUCUUCUUGUGUAUAAAUUCACAGAAAGACAACGCCUUCCAAAUGCAGCAAAAACUAAACAGUUUUCUCCACCAGCUCAGAAUCAAAGCCUCAGUACAGAUUGUCACCCUGGAUCAUCUGGUACAUUACAUGUCCCAAAUGUCUGGGAAUAGCAAUGGAACAGUAAAAUUGACAGAGGAAUUUAACCCAGUCCCCGAGGAAUUCAUUCAUGCAAUAAACCAAAUGAUUCUUUCUUACUCCAGUACAACAGCAGUGAGUUUCCUGUACCUCCCUAUUCCUCCAGUGGAUACCAGGGAUUAUGAGACCUAUCUAACCAGCCUGAAAAUAAUGUCAGAAAAUCUCCCUCCCACUGUGUUUGUUCAUGGAUUACAUCCCGUUACCUCAACAACUUUAUGAUAUUGAAGAUUUACUUUGUAAAAUAUUUCCACAUCUUUAUAAAGUCAAUUUUAUCAAGCAUAACGCUUAAUAUUCGGAAUAUAGUAUAAAGUAUAGUAUAAAGGAUAAAGAAUCAUACAUUUACUAAUUGAUAGAAUGUUUGAACGUCAAUCCUCUUAUCAAUCGUUCGAUCGGUGAAAGAU
This is a messenger RNA of Saccostrea cuccullata (small rock oyster), 3005 nucleotides long. Its product is annotated as solute carrier family 12 member 9-like. NCBI's taxonomy places the organism in Eukaryota, Metazoa, Mollusca, Bivalvia, Ostreida, Ostreidae. The record is from RefSeq and is a predicted model, not a curated record. The transcript has 12 exons. Gene Ontology annotation, cellular component: membrane. Gene Ontology annotation, biological process: chloride ion homeostasis; cell volume homeostasis; potassium ion homeostasis. Gene Ontology annotation, molecular function: potassium:chloride symporter activity.